AUGGCGCGUUCGAAGAAAGAUACUUCAGCCGAGGAUGAGCGCAAAGCGAAUUUGCGUAAAGAUAUCGAUUUUGUCGAGCACACGUGGCCGGCAGAAAAGCUCUACUCGCACUUUGGGUGCACCCUGGAGAAAGGUUUAUCGAGCGAACAGGUUUUAAUCAACCGCGGUAAAUAUGGCGAGAACCGAUUGACUCCGCCGGCGUUGACGCCGUGGUACAUUCAGUUUUUGCUGCAGUUCGCCAACUUUUUCGCCGCUUUGUUGUUAGCCGGUGGCACCUUGUGUUUCAUCGGCUAUGGCAUCGAUACGGAGAAGGAUCAAACCAACUUGUUUUUGGGCAUCGUCUUGUACGCCGUCGUAACUAUUACGGCGACUUUCUCGUACUUGCAAGAGGCCAAGUCGGAGAAGAUCAUGGAAGGGUUCAAGAACAUGAUUCCAAAGAAGUGCAAGUGCAUUCGCGACGGUAAGAACACCGUCGUUGAUGCGUGGGAGUUGGUUCCGGGAGACGUCGUCGAUUUGCUCGACGGCGACCAGGUGCCGGCGGAUAUUCGCGUCAUGUCGGCAAACGAAUUGAAGGUGGACAAUUCUUCUUUGACUGGUGAAUCCGAACCACAAGAUCGCUCGACGGAUUUGGCCAAGGACUCGCAAGGUAACUUGGUCAUGCAACCGUUGGAAGCGAGCAACUUGUGCUUUUAUACCACGAUUAUCAACUCCGGUUCCGGGAGAGGCAUCGUUAUUGGAUCCGGUGACCGCACGGUCAUGGGUCAAAUCGCUGGUUUGGCCACGGAAACGUCCAACGAAGCGUCGCCGAUUAACGUUGAAAUCUCCAAGUUCAUUCAGUUGAUUUCCGCCGUCGCCAUUACCUUGGGCGUCGUGUUUUUCAUCAUCGGUUUAACCAACGGGACGGACAUUAUCCAAAAUGUUGUGUUUAUGAUUGGUAUCAUCGUUGCGAACGUGCCGGAAGGUUUGUUGGCGACCGUUACCGUGUCUCUCGCGUUGACCGCGAAACGUAUGCACACGAAGAACGUUUUGGUGAAGAACUUGGAAGCGGUUGAAACUUUGGGUUCGACCACUAUCAUCGCCUCGGAUAAGACUGGUACUUUGACGCAAAACAGAAUGACUGUUAUGCACGUAUGGGUCGAUAACGAAACGUAUUUGUGUCCAGCCGGGAAGAACAUUCCGGAUUUGGCGGUUUUGUCGCAAACUCCUGCGGAUGAACCGUACUACGACGCAAGCUCCCCGGGCUUCAAACGAUUGUUGCAAGUCGCGACGUUGUGUAACAACGCCGAGUUUUUGACUAAAAACGACGACGGCUCGUACAUGGACUUGAAGGCGGAAAUGAACAACCCGAACUUCAACAUCUUGAAGCAAGCCGCAACUGGUGACGCUUCCGAGCAAGGCUUGUUGAAGCUCGUGCAACCGUUGAAUGAUGCGUUGGAAACCAGAGCCGCGUGCCCAAAGAUUUUCGAAAUCAAGUUCAACUCCACGAACAAGUGGCAAUUGUCCAUUCACUCUCAAGGUGCCGGCAGACCGCCGUUACUCGUCUUGAAGGGUGCUCCGGAGAGAGUGCUCGGCAUGUGCAAAUCGUACUUUGCCAAGGGCGAAGUGAAGGAAAUCAACGCGUCGUACAACAAGACGUACACGGAAGCGUACGAAGGUUUGGGCGGCCGCGGUGAACGCGUGUUGGGAUUUGCCUACAAAGAGUUGACCGGAAUGAAGGACGAUUUUAAGUUUUCCAACAAGCCGGCUCCGAACUUUACCAUGAACGAUUUGACUUUUGUUGGUUUAAUCUCAUUGAUUGAUCCUCCGAGAGAAGGCGUCCCUGAAGCCGUCAUCAAGUGCAACCGCGCUCGCGUGAAGGUGUACAUGGUGACCGGCGAUCACCCGAUUACCGCAGCGGCUAUUGCGAAGCAAGUCAACAUUAUUUCGCAAGAGAACAUCGACAGUGGCGAUGCCAUCGUCGUUAAGGGCGAUACUAUUCGUGAGUGGACGGAAAUCGCCGACCCCGUUGAACAACAAAAGAAGUGGGACGCAGCGCUCGAUCACAAACAAAUCGUCUGGGCGAGAGUGUCUCCGGCGCACAAGUUGUUGAUCGUUGAGAACUGUCAGCGCAGAGGUGAAAUCGUUGCCGUCACUGGUGAUGGUGUGAAUGAUGCGCCGGCGUUGAAGAAGGGUGAUAUUGGUGUUGCCAUGGGUAUCGCCGGUAAAGACGUUUCCAAGGAAGCGGCUGAUAUGAUUUUGAUGGACGAUAACUUUGCGUCCAUCGUCAACGGCGUCGAAGAAGGGCGAUUGAUCUUUGAUAACUUGAAGAAGUCCAUCGCGUACACUUUGUCGUCGAACAUUCCGGAAAUUGCGCCGUUUUUGAUUUACAUCACGGCGAAAUUGCCGUUGCCGUUGUCAACGGUUUUGAUUCUCUGUAUCGAUCUUGGUACGGAUAUGGUCCCUGCCAUCUCUCUCGCUUACGAGACCAAGGAGGCAGAUAUCAUGGACCGCCCGCCGAGAAAUGCGCAAACUGAUCGUUUGGUCAACUUCCGUUUGAUUUCGUUCGCGUACUUGCAAAUCGGUAUGAUCCAAGCCUUAGCCGGCUUCUUCGUCUACAUCAUCGUCCUCAACGAUUACGGCUAUGCGCCGAACAUCUUGAUGGGCAACGGUUUGGAAUGGUUCAAGCACUCCGUCAUGUGUACCAUCAACGGCGACGGGAGUCCGAAAGAGUGCGGUUUCGGUUGCGAAGGUGAGGAUUGGGAGAGAGGUUACUGCGAAGGCGGUUGCCAAGUUCCCGUCACCAGUGAGGUCGAUCCGUUCAUCGAGUUCACCUCUGCUGGUUUCAGAGGUGACGGUGAAUACACUUGCAACAGAGCGUGCUCGAACUACGCCAGUAUUCCUUCGGAUAAACUUACUGACGCGGAAAAGGCGCGGUUUGAUACGCUUUGCGCGAUUGACAGCACGUGGGGCUUUGCCGAUCGUGGUUUCGCGGAUAAGGAGGCUAUCGCUCCGGCGGGUGCCAUGUAUUUCUGGAACGGCCAGCCACAACCCUUACCGAACAAGAACUACCAAAGUUCUGCUUUGGAAUACGCGCAAUGCGCGUACUUCAUCUCCAUCAUCAUCGUCCAAUGGGCCGAUUUGUUGAUUUGCAAGACGAGAAAGCUUUCUCUCUUCCAGCAAGGCUUACAAAACGAUUUCAUGAACUUUGGUUUGUUGUUUGAAACCGUCCUCGGGGCGACUUUGGUAUACACUCCAGCCUUGAACACUGUCUUUGGUACUCGACCGUUGCACAUCUUGCACUGGUUUCCGGCCGUUCCGUGGUCUAUGUUCAUCUUCACCUACGAUGAGAUGAGAAAGGCGAUCAUGAGACAAAAUCCGGACGGCUGGUUGAAUUCGUACACGUACUGGUAA
Molecule: messenger RNA, 3390 nt
Organism: Bathycoccus prasinos
Lineage: Eukaryota; Viridiplantae; Chlorophyta; Mamiellophyceae; Mamiellales; Bathycoccaceae
Exons: 2
Coding region: 1-3390 (1129 amino acids)
Biological process (GO): proton transmembrane transport; sodium ion export across plasma membrane; intracellular sodium ion homeostasis
Cellular component (GO): membrane
Molecular function (GO): P-type sodium:potassium-exchanging transporter activity; ATP binding; ATP hydrolysis activity
Source: RefSeq, a predicted model, not a curated record